Colletotrichum lupini is the source of this 1362-nucleotide messenger RNA. RefSeq lists its product as uncharacterized. The coding region runs from base 1 to 1362 and encodes 453 amino acids. The record is from RefSeq and is a predicted model, not a curated record. The transcript is spliced from 7 exons. Gene Ontology annotation, biological process: mycotoxin biosynthetic process. NCBI's taxonomy places the organism in Eukaryota, Fungi, Ascomycota, Sordariomycetes, Glomerellales, Glomerellaceae.
AUGAACGCGAUUUCAAUCACGUUAUCACUGCAGCUAAUCCAGGCCUGGGAAGGCGCAAGCUUCAUCCGCGCCAUAGUACAUGGAAACUUCUCCGACUAUCCACGUCAAUCUGGUACAUGGCGCGAAGUCACUGAUUGCUUCACGUACAUCGACAUGGGUUAUCCCACAUGUUUGGAACUUCUGCUGCGGAGCCUACAGGCAUCAGAACGGUGCUUGAAUAAACAUGAGCAAAAGACAUUGCUUGCUCAUAAUGUAGGAUUCGGGAUCUAUGCUGGCUUAUCGGUUGGCUUGGUGGUCGAGACUGGUUCAUCUAGAUGUUUCCUUCUAGAGAAACAAGCUUUUGAGACCCGCGUUAGCUGCUGCGCAUUUUCAAGGAAACCUGGUGGUCAGUUGCAUAUUCGAACAGACAAAUUCGUGUUGAUGGAAGAAAACAAGCUUUCUAGAUCCCUGUCGGGCCUCAAUGAUGUUUUCCUUAUCAUAAACUCCCCUUGUCUCAGAGAUAGAGAAAUCCACCCUGUCCGAUGGCGAGUCAUGUUUGCAAGGAGCCCCUCGUCUGUCGCUUCACAUCAUAAGACAGGACAGUCUCGCCACGAACGAGACCUCCAAGCAGAAGAAGAAGCAUUUUUCUUGGAUGACGAUAACAUGCAACUGCCCGCUAAAAAAUGCAAAACUUCAUUCGAAACCUUUUCUUUUCCUUUCUUUUGGAUAAGCUGUGUACUUCUUGGGCUCUCGACUUGGUUCCACCUCAACCCAGCAGAGCCAUCGGAUUUGCAGUGCGUCAGAAAGCUUCAUGUUUUGUCACCCGUUCAAGAUAUUUUGGAAUACGAAGAUGUGCAGUUUGACAAUGCAUUCUGGAAGACCAGCCCUUAUAAAGGAAGGCCGACUCCAGAGUUGGAAGCAAAAUGGAAGGAUCUGUGGUAUUAUGGAUCAUUCGACUUAUCGGAUGAAUAUUUACCAGCAUUGAACAAGACAUCACAUGGUACCAGCGGUGACUCCUGGGCACGCACAAAGCCAGGCUAUCUUUUGGCUGGCCUCGAGGUUUUCCACAACCUUCAUUGCUUGAAUCUCGUACGUCAGUUUGUGCACAGAUCCGAAUUCGAUUAUAGCGACGAUCCGGCCUUCCACGGUGGAGAGGAUCUUGUGCUUGCCGUAAGCGCUCCCCAAGUCCAAAACUUUGCAUUGAGUGACUUGACUGGACUGAUUUGCUGGUUUGCUUCCGAAGUUGACUUCUUCUACAGCAUGUUGAUCAUUGUAUCGAGGCAUUACGUGUACGACUGCAGUGCUCGGCUGAUGUGUCCCAAGUAUGAUCGCAUCGUUGAAUGGGCAAAACAGCGUCAGAUCAUGGUGGAUACUCCGAAAUAA